AUGAAAGCCAAAGAAAGAUCCAGCAUAGCAAGUCUUGAAAAGUCCUUGAUGGAAAGUGAUAGUGAGAUAGAAGGAGAAGUUGAACAAGGCCAAGAGAAGGAAUUGGCUGAAAAUGAAGCCAUCAUAGCUGAACAGACAUUCUUAGUCGAAAAGACAACAGGAGCAGAACACAAACGAAUUGCUUCGAAGGAACCCACCAGCACUGAGGUACCAAAGUGCAGUAUGGAGGAUGCCUUCCAAGCUUUAGAGCAGAUCCAUAUAGAAGGAGAGCAAUCGCAGCUAGUGGUGCAGUUUGGCUUAUUCCCUCCAGUGCCAGCUAGGUUCCAACCAAGGAUAAAGAACGUGCUGAUUGCGUCCGACGCGUCGGCUCUAAAAGAUCCGGCUAUGGCCUUGAGUAUGGCUUCCUCAAUUUCCCUGUUGGCUGACAGGACGGCUUUUUGUGCAGAGCCUGAUCUGUUGUCAAUAGCAUUAGCAGUUCAAUCGGCCAUAUUGACGGUGGGUAGGAUAGCCGAGAUCGGCCACCGCCAACAUGAUGCCAUUAAGCAGAUCGGCUUUUUGAAAGCCGAAAUUGAGAAUGAGAAAAGCAAGACGAUGGGCAGGAUAGCCGAGAUCGGCCGCCGCCAACAUGAUGCCAUUGAGCAGAUCGGAUUUUUGGAAGCCAAAAUUGAGAAUGAGAAGAGCAACGCCGUGGAGGCCUCUCAAAUAGCCGAGUUCGAGGCGGCGACAACGGUAGAUGAGCGCGUAAGAGUUGACGCCGAGAAAAAAAAGGCGAAGAGUUCUGACCAGCUCAGAUUGCCCCCCGAGGAAAGGGAAAACACGGUUGAAUAUGCGCUCAAGUUAGCCAAGGAGGUGAUUACCAAACUGGAAGCCGACUUGGAAGAAUCGAAGAAGGCGAAGGAAAUAGCCGACUCUGAGAUUUCCAAAGCGUUCGAAGCUACGGUGGGUAGGAUAGCCGAGAUCGGCCACCGCCAACAUGAUGCCAUUAAGCAGAUCGGCUUUUUGAAAGCCGAAAUUGAGAAUGAGAAAAGCAAGACGAUGGGCAGGAUAGCCGAGAUCGGCCGCCGCCAACAUGAUGCCAUUGAGCAGAUCGGAUUUUUGGAAGCCAAAAUUGAGAAUGAGAAGAGCAACGCUGUGGAGGCCUCUCAAAGAGCCGAGUUCGAGGCGGCGACAACGGCAGAUGAGCGCUUAGCCAAGGAGGUGAUUACCAAACUGGAAGCCGACUUGGAAGAAUCGAAGAAGGCGAAGGAAAUAGCCGACUCUGAGAUUUCCAAAGCGUUCGAAGCUGGGAAGGAUGCCGCCUUGGAGAACUAUGUGGAGGAAGUCCCCAAAUUCGAGAAUCGGGGCUUCAAACACGGUUGGUUCAAAGCCCUCACUGCCACUAAUGUGACAUUGGCCCAGCCGAUUCCAUACAAGCAGGUGGACGUGAAGCCGCUGGAGUUUGACCCCAAAGAUUGA
Molecule: messenger RNA, 1455 nt
Organism: Camellia sinensis
Lineage: Eukaryota; Viridiplantae; Streptophyta; Magnoliopsida; Ericales; Theaceae
Source: RefSeq, a predicted model, not a curated record